CAAGUUUCUGACCUUAACUCCCCAGCGAUCUUUCUCAUACGAGAAGCCUAGGUCAUUGUCCCACUAAAUCAACUAACUCUUCGCUCCAAUUCUCCACCACCACCACCACCACCAUGCGAGCCUCUCAACCUCCUCCUCCACCCCAUUUGAGGUACUUGCGAGAUGACGACAUGCCGCUAGCAUUCAAGGACUUGCUCUCCUCCCUCCCUUCGGAAGAAGACUGGGUCACCACCUCUCUCCGCUUGUACCAGGGCUUCUGGUUCCCCUCUUGGCUCUUGAAUGGCGUCCUCACUUGCCAAAACCACUUCCAAGCUCACCCCUCUGACAUCCUCCUCGUCACCAGCCCAAAACCCGGCACCACUUGGCUAAAGGCCAUCCUCUUCGCUCUUUUGAACCGUGCCAAGUACUCCAACUCCGACUCACAACGAAGCCACCCUCUCCUAACCCAAAACCCUCACGACCUCGUGCCCAUCUUGGAGAUCAGGCUCUAUCUCGAGCAAGAAAAUCCCGAUCUCACUGCUUUAGCGUCCCCGAGGCUCUUCGCCACCCACGUCCCUUAUUCCUCACUUCCACAGUCGGUGAGGGACUCAAACUGCAAGCUGGUUUACCUGUGCAGGAACCCCAAGGACACCUUCGUCUCAAUGAGGCACUAUGCCAACAAGCUGAGGCCGGAAGAGAAGGGCCAGAUUCCAAUCCAGGACUGCCUCGACAAGUUCUGACGAGGGCUGAGCCCUUAUGGGCCUUACUGGGACCAUGUGCUGGGUUACCACAAGGUGAGCUUGGAGAUGCCCGUGAAGGUGUUCUUCGUGAUGUACGAACAGCUGAAAGUCGACCCGCAUGUUCAUGUGAGGAGGUUGGCUGAUUUCUUGGGGUGUCCAUUCAGCAAAGAAGAACUGAGAGACGGAACAGUGGAGGGGAUACUGAGGAUGUGUAGCUUCGAUAAUUUGAGCGCAUUGGAGGUGAAUAAGUGCGGGAAGUUGUUGACUGGUAUGGAGAACGAGUGGUUCAUCAGGAGAGGUGAGGUUGGAGAUUGGGUAAAUUGCAUGAGUGCUGAGAUGGGGGAGAGAAUUGACGGUGUCAUGGAAGAGAAGUUGCAUGGUUCUGGUUUGAAGCUUUGAAGUUCGGUUAAAUAGAAAAGGUAUCUGCAGGCCAUUGAUGAAGCUUUGUAUUUCUCCUGCUAUAGGAUGAAAGGGCUACGGUGGCAUUGUCAAUCGUGGCUUCGUCUACAAAGAGAGAUGCUUCAAGGUUGUGAUUCUAGUCUUCAUUUAUGUUGUACUAUUGGCGCUUGCAGAUGUCAUUUGGCCAACACGUAGUUGGCUAAUAAAAAGCUGCCAUCCUUCUCACUGGGAGCUUAUGGAUUUUAUCUUCUGUUA
Messenger RNA from Syzygium oleosum, 1373 nucleotides. Its product is annotated as cytosolic sulfotransferase 12-like. The record is from RefSeq and is a predicted model, not a curated record. Gene Ontology annotation, cellular component: cytoplasm. The coding region runs from base 114 to 719 and encodes 201 amino acids. The transcript has a single exon. NCBI's taxonomy places the organism in Eukaryota, Viridiplantae, Streptophyta, Magnoliopsida, Myrtales, Myrtaceae. Gene Ontology annotation, molecular function: sulfotransferase activity. Gene Ontology annotation, biological process: sulfation.